Lineus longissimus is the source of this 786-nucleotide messenger RNA. RefSeq names its product zinc finger protein 658B-like. Gene Ontology annotation, biological process: regulation of transcription by RNA polymerase II. The record is from RefSeq and is a predicted model, not a curated record. Gene Ontology annotation, molecular function: DNA-binding transcription factor activity, RNA polymerase II-specific; RNA polymerase II transcription regulatory region sequence-specific DNA binding. The transcript has 2 exons. Gene Ontology annotation, cellular component: nucleus. NCBI's taxonomy places the organism in Eukaryota, Metazoa, Nemertea, Pilidiophora, Heteronemertea, Lineidae. The coding region runs from base 1 to 786 and encodes 261 amino acids.
AUGGCACAGUUUGUCAUCGUGAAGUAUGACCUUGGUGCCUCUAUUCAAACGUGUGGGAGAAAGGCUUAUCCAUACAAUUGUAACAAAUGUACGAGAAAUUUCUUCACGGAGAGGUCGCUUAAGAUCCACGAGCGUGAGAUCCAUGAGCGCAAGAUCCUUGAGCAUAAGGUCCCCGAGCCUAAGAUCCGUGAGCGUAAGAUCGGCAAGCUUAAGAUCCGUGAGCCUAAGAUCCGCGUGCGUGAGAUCCACGAGGGUGAGAUUCACGAAAGUGAGAUCAACGAGGGUGAGAUCCAUGAGGGUGAGAUCCACGAGGGUGAGAUUCACGAGGGUGAGAUCCACGAGGGUGAGAUCCACGAGGGUGAGGUCCACGAGGGUGAGAUUCACGAGAGUUUGCCAGACAAGGAUGCUCCGGAAUUCAAAUGUGGCACGUGCGCAAAUACUUAUUCGAAUCUCCAAGGAUUGCAAGAUCACGUUUCGAGUUCCAGUCAUGAGGCUGCGAAUAUUUUCUAUGCUUGUAAAGUAUGUCACAAAAAAUGUCCAGGUCGUGCUGAACUUGAAGAACAUGGGGUGUCGCAUACCACCCAAGGCCAAAGGUCUCGACUGCUAAAGCAGCGUCUACGUGGAUUUUCUUGUCGUAAAUGUUCGAUGACGUGCUCGGACAUGUCGGAUCUCUUGUCCCAUAUCACUGCUGAGCAUGCCUUGGCAUUUAUUUGUCACAUUUGUGGGGAGAGGUUUAAGAAAAAUCAGGAGGUCGAGGCGCAUGUGACGUCGAAGCACAACAAAUAG